AUGGACGUCACAAACCAGACUCAGGUUUCCGAGUUUAUUAUUGUGGGAUUUCCCGACUUCAAAGGACUUCAAACUUUACUCUUUCCCCUGCUACUCAUCAUCUACAUUUUCACCAUCAGUGGCAACAUCACAAUAAUUACUUUGAUAUGCACCCAUUGCCAUCUCCAUGUUCCUCUUUACAUCUUUGUGGCUAUACUUUCCUUCCUGGAAAUAUGGUACACGGCCGUCACAAUUCCUAAAAUGCUUGCCAAUCUAUUAAAUAACAAGACCAUAUCAUAUCAUGGUUGUCUGCUACAAAUAUAUUUCUUACACUGUUUAGGUAUCACUGAGACUUAUCUCCUAACAGCUAUGGCCUAUGACCGCUACCUGGCCAUAUGCAAUCCUCUACGAUAUCCAUCCAUCAUGACCCCAUCAUGUUGCUUCCAGCUUGCUGGUCUCUGCUGGUUUAUAGGGCUUAUUGGUCCUUUAGCCCAGAUAAUCCUUCUUUCUAGACUAUAUUUUUGUGGUUUAAACAAAGUUGAGCACAUAUUUUGCGAUUUUGCUCCACUAAUAAACUUAUCGUGCUCAGACACUUCUCUUAAUUUUGCUGUGGAUUUUACUAUUAAUGCAAUAAUUAUCUGUGUUGCCUUCACGUGCAUCAUAUGUUCCUAUGCAAAGAUACUUUCAGCCGUGUUAAAGAUAAGCACCAAAGAAGGGCGAAAAAAGGCAUUUUCUACUUGUGGGGCGCACCUUACUGUGGUUACUUUAUUCUUUGGAAGUGUUGCUUUUAUGUAUAUCAGGCUAACCAAAAGCUAUCCUGCAAACUAUGAUCGAAGCAUGGCUGUUAUAUAUUCAGUUUUAACACCCAUGUGCAAUCCAAUCAUUUAUAGCUUACGGAACCAAGAAAUUAGAGAGCUGAUAAGAAAGAAAUUAUCAAAAAUAAUGUAA
Xenopus laevis (African clawed frog) is the source of this 927-nucleotide messenger RNA. RefSeq names its product olfactory receptor 6N1. The transcript has a single exon. Lineage: Eukaryota; Metazoa; Chordata; Amphibia; Anura; Pipidae. Bases 1 to 927 code for a protein of 308 amino acids. The record is from RefSeq and is a predicted model, not a curated record.